Messenger RNA from Penaeus chinensis, 6968 nucleotides. RefSeq lists its product as uncharacterized. Lineage: Eukaryota; Metazoa; Arthropoda; Malacostraca; Decapoda; Penaeidae. The record is from RefSeq and is a predicted model, not a curated record. Gene Ontology annotation, molecular function: guanyl-nucleotide exchange factor activity. The transcript is spliced from 15 exons. The coding region runs from base 526 to 5841 and encodes 1771 amino acids.
GGGCGCUCAGUAACCACCCAGCGGGCCGUGUGAGAGGACGUACGCAUGCGCUCUCCCGGUCCCGUGUGCCAGUGACCCUCCGCCUUGGUCGCGCGUGUGCCUAUGGAUGUUGUCUUCUGGAUUCUCCCCUGUUACCGUGUUGUGGUCGUGGCACGUUGCAUCGGGAGUUGAAGUGUUGAUUAACUUUUGGUCAUUUUGAGUGCUGGGGGAACACUUUGCCUAGAACUGCAUUUUGCGGUUUGUUUUCUCGGAAGGACCGUGGGAGUGUAGCGAAGCUCUAAAAAAACUGUUUCGUGUAUUCCCUACUAAAAUAUUUGGAGGAGCUUGUGGAUUUUUGUGGAUGUGUUAAUUACGAAUAUGGGAUAAGUGACUUGCAAGACGCGCUGGCUAUUCGUGCAAAUUGGCUGGAUAGUGGAAUACAAUGAAUAUUUACUUCAAUGGCUGCUUAUGAACGAUGACCCUCGUUCACGUCCGCUGAAUUAAGUGAUCGGAAACCCGAGUGCCCUUUUGGCGUACUGCGUGACCAUGCCUUCAGGAGAAGUCAUGGGCGUGAAGCAGCAGCCCACGUCUUCGGGCGUGGGUGGGCUGGAGGAAGACAAGAAGGCAGUGUACAAAAACGAUGACGAAUACGACGAAGAUCUGGCGCAGCUGGACAUGCUGUUGCACUACGUAAACAACCUGUCUGCUUCUUUGGAGUUCCUCGCUUGGGAAAACAAACGCAUCUCGACGGACCUGGUACCGACCCUGCUGAACAUGUACGAUGCUCUCUACGCCAGGCUCAGCGAAGGCGCCGACGCCACCACCACCACCCCCUCCGGCAAAUCCUGCGACCGCGAUGAAGGAGGAGGGAGAGGCGCAGGAGGAGGAGGAGGAGGAGGGGGAGGAACUGGAGGAGAGAAGAUGGGGUUUAGUAAUGGCAGUUUAGAUUUAAGUAAAAUUGGUCUGGAGGAGCGCGCGUCAACCAAAGAGAAUGGAAACAGUGGUGCUACAGAAAAUGGGUUAAACAGUUUUAAGGAAAGCGGGAUGUGUGACGAACGGCUUUUCAUCGAGGAAAAGGACGUCGAGAAUGAAAAUCAAGUGAACAAUAACUGUGUCAAAUGUGAUAAGUGCGGCAUGCUCAGAACUAGCAAGGAUGGCUGUCGGUGUAGUGCGAAGUGCGUCAUUGCGGAGUCCAUAACGUCCAUGUUCGAGACCAUCGAGAACGACCUCGCCUCGCCCGAGCCCUUCUACGACAACGUGGACAAGCGGCGCCCCAGGAGGGAGCACAUCUACGCCGAGCCUCAGUUUCUGAUCAAACCCAAAGACAGUCCAAAGUCGACCACCUCCUCCUCCUCCUCCACCAACACGUGUUCCUCGUCCGCCUCCUCCUCCACCCUCACCUCCACCACUUCCACCACCUCUUCCUCGUCAGACAAGCUCCCGGGGACGCCCGCCUCCCCUCCCAUGGGCUUCGACCCGAGGAAGCUCAAAGACGUGUACCGGCCUCUGUCGUCGAUCUCGUCGUCCUCGUCUUCGUCCUCUAACUCUCUCCCUCGAGGCCCACCCGGAGUCGCCACCUCGUAUUUGGCGUCGGCCGAGAGCUUGGAGGACAACGAUGCAGACCACUCGGACACCGAGGAGACCACCCGCAGGAGAGACCGAACCAUCAAGACCAGGCGGGAGAAGGCGCAGCGCACAGGCUGUCUGCUCUUACCCCAUGACAUUGACUUCAGCUCACAGUUCCCAGGUGAGUGUCGCGGCCUUGCAGGGUCCCUCUCGCACCAGGCCGGGGCGAAGGCGGGCGGGAACGGUUCCGGUGACAGCGGCGUCCAGUGCCAUAGCAUCAGCCUGCCCGCUCCGCCCACGCUGAGACCUCGUUACUGCGACCCCAACCUCGCUUACAUGGACAGGAUAGUGUUGGAGAUCGUGGAGACGGAGGCUAUUUACGUGCGGGACCUGAAGGAGAUCAUUGAGGGUUACUUGGAGUACUGGAGGCGACAGCCAGAGUCCGGAGUCACACAAAGACAAGUAGACGAUCUCUUCUCCAACAUCGAGCAGAUAUACGCAUUUAACAAGGGGUUCCUGUCAGAACUGGAGGCAUGCGGUGUGGACCCCGUGGAAGUGGCUCGCUGCUUCGUGAGGAACAACAACGGGUUCGCGAUUUACACGCAAUACUGCACCAAUUAUCCCAGGACGGUGUCGGUACUGACCGAGCUCAUGCGCGGAGAGGCCUCCGUGCGAGCCUUCCGCGAGCGGCAACUCGCCCUCGGCCACACCCUUCCUCUCGGCUCGUAUCUCCUCAAGCCCGUGCAGCGCAUCCUCAAGUACCACCUCCUCCUCGGAAACAUCGUCAAGCACUUCGAGAAGGAAUGCAGUGGUUACUCCGAGAUCUGGAACGCCCUCUCGGCGAUGACAGGGAUGGCGCACCACAUCAACGACAUGAAGCGGCGCCACGAGCACGCCGUCAGAGUGCAGGAGAUCCAGUCGCUGCUCUACGGCUGGCAGUUUGAAGACCUUACUACCUAUGGCGAACUAGCAGCGGAGGGAACGUUCAGAAUGUGGGGCGCGAAGGGCCUUCGACAUGUGUUCCUCUUCGACAAAAUGAUCCUUAUCGCCAAGAAGAAGGAGGAAAAUAUUCUUAUGUACAAGACACACAUUCUGUGUUCAAACUUGAUGUUGAUCGAGUCUGUGCCCGGAGAGCCUCUCAGCUUUCACGUGAUUCCGUUCGAUAACCCGAGAAUGCAGUACACCCUGGAGGCGCGGAGCUUGGAGCAGAAGAGAGAGUGGACGCUGCAGCUGAAGAGAGUCAUUCUUGAGAAUUACAGUGCCAACAUACCCGCUCACGCCCGACAGCUGGUCAUGGAACUCGGCCAGAGCAAACCUGACGACGUGCUGAUGUCGGAAGUGCGCAGCAGCGGGCGGCGAGCGCACCACGCCCCUGAGUACCUGGAGAAGAGGAAGGUGGACCGGGAACGGCGGAGAUCGUCUGAGGGAGGACUCAACACCAAGCUCAGACUCCGGCGAUCCAGCAGAACGAGGAAGGAGAAAGAGGAAAAGGUGACGCGAAGCCGGAGCGUGAGCCGCACUAGAGACACCGAGGACGAGGAGAUGGACCGAAAGGUGUCAACAACCUCAGCGCCUACGUCGUGUGAGAAGCCAAAGUUGAAGUUGACGAUGUGGGGGCGCCGCCGCUCAGAGCCCGGCAUCGGCAGCCGGGAGUCGCUCUCGCUGGCCUCCACCAUCAACCUGGACGAGGGGCUGGACACCCCGCCCUCCAGCCUGGUCCAGACGCCGCAGCCCCUCGACGUAGCCACGCCCUCCGGACCAGCCACCCCCGAGGUGUCCCUUGACGGAGUUUCCAUGUCCGAGUACGAGCGGGAGGACGGCGAGGGGACCAGGACGGGCAGGGAAUACGAAGAAGGCAGCGAGAACGGAGAAAACCUCGAAGAGAUCAUCAGUCAGCUUCUCCAGAAUAAACUGCAGCUUCAGAAGCUUCUCCUGAGCAAGCAGCGCCGAGGCUUGAUGAGAAAGCUCCCACUCCGCUACGAGACGUCCGACACGGAGAACGAGGACGGCCCCUUCAAGGCCAACGGCUCGUACGCGGGCUCGGACGCCGGCGACACACUCCGGCACGAGGACGUGGGCGACUAUGUGGACUUCUAUUUCAAUGGCAUGGGCAAGGAGGGAGAGUGUGCCACACAGACUGAAAGUGCCAAUGUUUCCAGUAGUGAAUGCCAGUCGAUGUACAGCAGUGCCGUCUCAGUGCAUCAACCGUGUGAUAAUAAGUCUCUGUCUAAUGAAAAGAAGACGAAGCCAGUGAGAAGAUCGUCGUCCGACCUCAGCUUCAAGAAGAUGCCAACACUCAAGAAAAUGAACUCGAAUUACGACAAUCUGCUCAACAUCUGGAGCACGAUAAGAGGGAAAAGCCCAGAGAAGAGGCAGAGCGGAGCAUUCCAGCAAGUCAAGGUAUCACAGACUCCCACAGCGACUUUAGAGAGGCCGAGGUUAAGACGGGCUCAGUCCUUCUCCGCGGAGAAGUGUCUAUCGAAUAACCACGAAAAUAUUUACGUCUCGGCGGCGCAGCUCACGCCCCAGCCCCACACGGCCCCCGCGGAGACCUCGAAGCCCCCGGAGGUGUGGGUGCGCGACGAGAGCCCCCGGGAGAACCGCGAGCGCCCGGUCACCAUCGCUUUCUACAACAGCAACGAGGUGAGUCUGAGCGCGCUCGAGCAGUACCUCAACCAGCCCCGGCCUCCGAGACGGUGCAGCGAGCGGUUCCCUUACGACACCGAGGACAACAUGACGGAUUACUCCAUGACGCCGCACAUGAGCAUGGACAACAUCCUCAGCAUACAUCCCGAGCACAAGAUCUACAAGUCCACAAAUAAUAAAUCGACGUUAAAGACUGUGCUAAACAAAAUUACGAGUCCCAGAAACAACAAGACCGUGUCAGAACCUUCAGGCUCAGUCUACAAUUACUCAAUGGAGAGUGAGCUUGACAAGGGCAUGGAUAAGAGAGCGAGUAAAAUGGUAUAUAACAUGGCGAGACAGUGCUCCAAAACCCUGAAGGAACGCAUAAAGCAGAUCCGAGCCGAGGACAUCGAAAAAGCCCCUGUCCCCAAGUCCCCAACGGAGAACGUGUACGCCCUGCCGAUAUACAAGCAGGGGAGCUCGAGUAUCGGGGCUCGUUUGGCUGGUACGAACGAGCCUUCCGACUAUGCCGUGCCGAGAAUCCGACCUCUUGACCAGAAACCCAAGUCCGACCUCAGACCCGACUCGGUUCUCUCUUCUUCCUCCAUCCUCACAUCUUCCUCGUCCUCUUCCUCGUCUUCCAGUCGUGAUACGAAAUUUUUAGAAGGCAUUGAAGUCUCUAAUAACAUGGCUAAUGUGGAAGAGGAAAAUGAGGAAAAUCAAGAAACCCCUUCAUUCGACAGCGACGCCUCAGCCGACAGUUAUUAUGAACGAUCUUUUGAGGCGAUAGAGAACCUUGAGACCGAGAUAUUCCGAGACAGUGCCAUCUAUAGCGACCCCGAAGACACGGAAUCCCCCCCGAACAGCCUGAAUCAGGAGCGGCCAUCCACUAGUCCCAAGUCCAAGUCCCCGAAUUCCAAGAAGUUCUCCCCCAGAUCUUCUACAAAGGUCACGAAGAAGGCUGUGUCCCCCAGCCGCCAUGCCUCCCCCGAGAUCGUGGUGACGCCUGAGGAGCCGUCGGCCGCCGCGGAGGCCGAGUCGACGUCCUCCAGCGGCGUGGCAUCCAUCAGCCCCCGAUCGUCCCCACAGGCGAAGAAGGUCCCGCCCCCCGUCCCCGCCAAGCCUGACAGCAUAAAGACCAAACGCCCGUGCGGGAACCUCAUUAUGCAGCAGCUCAAGAACCUGGAGGAGUGCAGGAAAUUCAGUCGCGACGACCAAAACAGCAGCCCCUCGUUCGACGGCUUCCGAAGCCUGGACGACCGCCGAAAAGAGCUGGAGGUGUGUCGGGUCAAAGGGGACGACGGAGAAGAGCCCAGCGCGUCCCCCAGAGGAACCCCAGAGAGAGAAAACAGUGCGGACAGGAGCUCUCGGUCGCCGAGAUCCCCCACUCUCGUGACUCCUCCUAUUAUAAAAAAUCCCAUUACUUUAUCUCCCCUUAGUUUACCCGUGACUAGGUCGUCCUCAGUACCACCCAGACUUUCCCCUCGCCCCUCACUCACGCCCGAGUCUCCGCUGCCUGCAUCUGUCGGAACGCAGAGUCCAGCAGGGAGCGAGAGGGCGUCGCCACUGCCGCCGACAUGCCAAGAUGGGGAGGAGCUGGAUGAGCCGCGCGUUGCCAGGGGUUGGGUGCGACAUGUUAUAGGGAAGUUACAAGCGGAAACAGACGUGUGAUAGUUUUAUAUAUAUGUGUGUGUGUGUGUGUGUGUGUGUGUGUGUGUGUGUGUGUGUGUGUGUGUGUGUGUGUGUGUGUGUAUGUAUGUAUGUAUGUAUGUAUGUAUGUGUGUAUAUAUAUAUAUAUAUAUAUAUAUACUGUAUAUAUAUAUAUAUAUUUGUGUGUAUGUGCGUGUAACUUGCUAUUUAAUGGCGUAAUAGCUCACAGACAAUAAAGUGCAUUGUGUUAUAACAGUAAAAUACGGUGUUAAGCGACAAAUGAAAAUAAACAAAUUUAGAUUGUGAAAAGUUAUAACCGAUGGACAUCCUCACCAGAGGAUUUGAAUGUUAUAGCUGCAUUUCGAACCAAAAGUUGCCCGAAACCCUUUUGCCCUUCAGUAAGUUCUAUGAACUUAUAUCAAAAUAGAUGAGCUUGCCAUUGCAUUAUCCAGUGAAGACGAAUGUGGAGAAAAGGCAUUGACUUUGCUGCACAAUUGGUUUUUUCAUACAAACUAGUCAAAGACAAUCUCUUUACGGCAUAGUGUAAAAUAAAUCAAGGUCAAAAACUAUCGAAAUCUUGCAUUUAUCGCUCUUCAUGUUAAACUCUUCUUUCUUUUUUACCUUAUAAUUAAUACCCUUUCGGCUUUAUUAUACUUUGCCAUUGUUUCUCUCCAUUUUACUUGAAGUUUUUGACCUAUAUGUAUUAUUUUUGUUGGUGCUUUAAAUAUGCAUUAUUGAAUAUUAAUUGAGAUUUGCUUUCAUUUCUAGUUCCAUGUGAUGGCUUCCCCCAUAAUUGAAUGCUAUUAAUUUUAACUAAAGAUUCUAUGUUUUAAUCCUCACCUUCUCUUACGCUCUGUCACUCAGUGAUUGUGUACAGUGUCACGAUUGCGGGAUGCGGUGGGAAUCGCUAUUGAUCCUAAGGCUGAAAAUCCUGUUUUUCUGUUCAGUCUUAGCACCUAUAAGAUUCUCACCGCUGUCCUGGCGGGAGUGAACUCUAUAUGAUUGUUUUCUUUUGGUACAUUAUUAUACGGGAACUUUUUAUUACAUUUGGAUGUUAAUGUAAGAAUCCUUUUUGUGCUUUUAUAAAGCAAAGAACCUAUGUACAGUUUAUACAUACUAUAAUGUUCUAAUAAAAAAUACAAUAUGAA